ACUCGGGGAACAUUAUCUGUUGGCAGAGAAUUAUUUACUUAUAAACAGUGCGUGCAAAUAUGUUCCGGAUUUGUUUAAUCGUUUUGUCAGUAGCGGCAGUGCAAUGUAUGGAUGGAUCAUGUCCGCCCACACUGCCUGUUGCUGUCUGUGAAGCAGCAUGCGGGCCGAAGCGACCCUGCGAUAGCACACAACUCUGUUGCCCCACUGAAUGCGGUGGCUCCAUCUGUGUGGACCCCAUGACUAAACGACACUUCGUUAAUUACGUGAAAGAGGGAAAAUGUCCGGAGCAGCCGCGCGGCACGUGGUCUUGCAGUCACACGUGCACGACGGACGCCGACUGCCCGCGCGCGCUCAAGUGCUGCGUAAAUAGAUGUGGCGCCCUCACUUGCAGGAUGCCUUCCUUUCCCAAUGUACCUAUGUGAUGUGACCUCAUCCAACGACUUUCUGUCAUCAUCAUGAUGUCAUAUGUAGGCUGGAGUAGCGAGGAAGGUGGACCAAGCUUUUAAUUCUCAUCCGUUGCAUCAAAAAUAUAUUUCUGAAUAAAUAUCUUGAAAGUAAAAACGUUUGUAAAGUGUAAUUUUUAGAUGUAGAAAUAAUUGGAUUAAAGGGAUGGUUUACACCAAAUAAAAACAUCUGCACUUUGCAGCGAUA
This is a messenger RNA of Papilio machaon (common yellow swallowtail), 651 nucleotides long. Its product is annotated as waprin-Phi1-like. Lineage: Eukaryota; Metazoa; Arthropoda; Insecta; Lepidoptera; Papilionidae. Gene Ontology annotation, cellular component: extracellular region. The transcript is spliced from 3 exons. The coding region runs from base 60 to 422 and encodes 120 amino acids. The record is from RefSeq and is a predicted model, not a curated record. Gene Ontology annotation, molecular function: peptidase inhibitor activity.